GGGGUUUUCUCCUGUCAGCCAAGCAGUUGCCAGACGUCAUCACAGCCGAAGCCGAGUCCGGCCGGAAACGCCGAGCGAGAUAAUUCAGCGGCCCAACCGCGACCGCCCCCUCUCUGUCCUAGAACGACUUGACUCGACCAGCCGCAAGCCAUGCGAACACGCCUGGCCUCGACAAGCCGCAGCCUUUGCGCCAGCUGCAACGGGCGGCCAAGGGCGUGCCCGCCCCUGCCCUCAGCAGCUGCAAGGACGUAUUCGACGACGAGGGCGGCGCCACAAGUCCCAUUGGAGAGGCAGGAGAGGCAGGAGAGGCAGGAGAGGCAGGAGAGGCGGACGAGGCAGCAGCGCAGCACGCAGCACAGGUGGUUCUCGUCUCAGUCCCAACCCCAAGCCGUCCAAGAAGCCCAACAGCGACAGCACCGCGACCACACAAAGCCCCUCCCGUACUACAACCUCUUCCCCGAGACUCUACCGCAGGGCCCCCCGCCCCAGGGACCCUUCGACAUCGACUUGCGCGCCCUCCGCCGCGAGUUCCUGCGCCUACAGGCCGCGAGCCACCCGGACUACUUCCACUCCGCCUCGACCUCCUCGAGUCCCUCAAACUCCCCGUCCGACCCGGACAACACCUCGGCAGCGACACGCCGUCGGCAGGCCGAGGCCGCGUCAAGCCACAUCAAUGCCGCCUACAAGACGCUGUCGCACCCGCUCCUUCGCGCGCAGUACAUCCUCGCCGAGAGGUACGGUGUCGACCUUGCUGGAGACGAGGCCGGGAGCCACACGGGCGGCGCCGCCGGGGCCGCCGCCGACCCAGCCCUCCUCGUCGAGGUGCUCGAGGCCCGGGAGGCCAUAGAAGACGCCGAAUCCGAGGCCGACCUGGAGGGGCCGAUGGCCGAGAACGAGGAGCGGAUUGAACGAUGCGUCCAGGGGCUGCGGCAGGCAUUCGCCGACGGCGAUAUCCAAGGUGCUGUUGGGGAGGCAGUGAGGCUGAGGUAUUGGGAGAGCAUCAAGGAGGGCAUUCGGGGAUGGGAGAAGGGCGCGGGUGGGGGGCUCCUGCAUCAUUAACAAGAUUCUCGGGUCUGUAGACUUUCCAACCACCUGGGUGAUCGCCGGUUGAGCGCAUUGACGCUUGGCCUUCAGUUCUCAAUGGGGGAGGCUGUGAGGUAGACCUGUCCGAGUUGCCGGGGCUGGACGCAAGCAAUACCAUGUGGUAUUGUACAAGCCGCUCAUAUGAUCGUUUUCCCCCGGAGAGCAAGAUACCUUGGCAUGCAGUUUUACAACCCACUCAUCACUGGCACAGGAGAGGACCAUCAGUCGAUAGGAGAUAAGAAAGAGAGCCUUUCCCUCAUGUAUUGCGACUUGUAUUGUCCUUAUACCACCAACGGUGCCCCUGAGCCUUGUCUGUGCGUCGCAAGGCUGAGGCCACAAGCACCCAUCGUAUUCUAACUAUAGUUAUCGACAUCGUAUUUUUUUUAAGCACUGUGUCUUGAGCGUUUACCACCGAAUGAAG
Messenger RNA from Diaporthe batatas, 1504 nucleotides. RefSeq names its product J-type chaperone JAC1. The transcript has a single exon. The record is from RefSeq and is a predicted model, not a curated record. The coding region runs from base 151 to 1059 and encodes 302 amino acids. Gene Ontology annotation, molecular function: ATPase activator activity; protein-folding chaperone binding. Gene Ontology annotation, biological process: [2Fe-2S] cluster assembly; protein complex oligomerization. Gene Ontology annotation, cellular component: mitochondrion. Lineage: Eukaryota; Fungi; Ascomycota; Sordariomycetes; Diaporthales; Diaporthaceae.